Molecule: messenger RNA, 693 nt
Organism: Caenorhabditis sp. 36 PRJEB53466
Lineage: Eukaryota; Metazoa; Nematoda; Chromadorea; Rhabditida; Rhabditidae
Source: the annotation of a GenBank genome assembly
AUGGGCUGUCUCUCGUCUAUCGAAGCUCCUCUCGCCGCCGUGAUCACCGUCAUCUUCCUGGCCGACGGACUAUACACGACCGCCUACAAAGUCAUAGAAUCGGAUGUUCCGAUGGAUGACACCGCUCUGGACACCAAAGGUAUUCCCCCGGGAAGCAUCUUCUCUCCCCCAACCGUCCCUUUUCCAGACAUGCUCAUGACCGCCCUCGCCGUCAUGUCACUCAUCGGCGUCUGCUCUUCCCGUCGUGCGUUCGGCGUCUUCACCCUUCUCUUCAUGCUCCACGCCUUCGUCUUUUCUCUUUUCCACGUCUUCCACGCCGUCACCCUCGUCAUCCGAUCGUCCGACGAACCGUGCCGAUUCCUGCAACCUCCGCCCAACGGAACUCUGUCCAGCGAGAUGUGUCACGUCAUCAACGGAGUCUCGCUGCUUCGCGCGGUAGUUACGAUGAUCGCUUCGGUAUGAGAAGUCAUGUCACGUGGAUUCUCACGUGUCCGUUUGCAGGGAUUAACGAGCAUGGCCGUAUUCGUGCGUCUCACGACGGUCGUCCUCAACAUUACAGACUUGCGGAGCAUGGCGACGGGCCGAUCAUUCGACAAUUCGCUGCCACGCCUCCUCAACAGAACGUCGCUCGAAUCGGAAAGAGAGGAGAUAAAGCCGGAGAGGAAGAUAUUGCCCGCCGAUCUGUUCGUUUGA